AUGUCGGGUACUGCAAUUUGCGUGAGCCAAAGUCACUGGGCUUUCAACAGCCGCAACCAGAGCCCUUGCACCGUAGCCUCACAGCUCGGCGGGGCCUGCGUGGGCGGUGAUUUUCGACUACCACCCCUCGAUGAGACCUAUGUGUAUCUGGGACCACCUCGCACAGCGGCUACACCUUGUCGAUGCAGCUCCGUGUACUAUGCAAUGCUGAGCGCUUGUGCGGAUUGUCAGGACAGAAACUUCAUCUCAUGGUCUCGAUACAACGCCAAUUGCUCAGAGGUUUAUGUCCAGACCCUAUUCCCUCUGGCAUCGCAGUGCCCCACUGGGCUUAUCUGGAUAUUCCAGCAAAUGGAAGAAGAUAUUUUCAAUGUGACCCGCGCUCAAUCAGCCAGGGGUCCUGAGAGCGUGGGCGUCGGGCAACCUACUUCAAGACCCUCGGAUGCCAGUGGAGACGACGAUGGAAAGACCAACGUAGGCGCUAUUGCAGGAGGAGUAAUCGGAGGCGUGGUCUUCCUCGCCCUUCUCGGACUGUUGAUCUUCUGGCUCAUUCGCCGAAAGAGGAACUCGAAGAUCCCGCCUUCGUCUAUGUAUACGCCGCAGCCAUACUCACCACCACCCCCUGUCUACUCUCCUCCGCCUGAGCAGGCCAUGGCUCAAAAUCAAUACGCUGACGGAAGCAACUUCUCAGCCUCGAUCCCUGUUCCCAAAGUCUACGAUCCCAACGAUCCUUCGACCUGGCCCACGCAACAGAACUUCUCACCGCAGAACACGGGUUCGCAUGCCGGCUCCCCUCCACCCCCUCAAUUCCCGAAUUCGUAUCCCCACAACGGAAGCUUCGUCGCAACGAAUCACACAGGACAAUCAGGAUCGACCAACUAUGGCCCUCAGCCUUCGCAGGUCUACAGCGGCUAUGCACAGCCUAGCCAGACAGGAGGCUCCCAGGGGGCACCUCCAGGGCGGUACACUGGCGUGGCUGAACUCUGA
Molecule: messenger RNA, 984 nt
Organism: Coprinopsis cinerea okayama7#130
Lineage: Eukaryota; Fungi; Basidiomycota; Agaricomycetes; Agaricales; Psathyrellaceae
Exons: 8
Coding region: 1-984 (327 amino acids)
Source: RefSeq, a predicted model, not a curated record